AUGGCGCCAAUCGCAUCGCCCGAGCGAGCGGCUCUCAAGCACGAGAAGAAGUUGAAGAAGGAAAAGAAGCGCGCGCGCGAGGAGGACACCACCGCAGAUGGCGAGCGAAAGCACAAAAAGUCCAAGAGCGUCGCUCUUGAGAUUGCCGCCGAGGCUGUCAACGGCGACCUGAAGGCCGACAAGAAGAAGAAGAAGAGCAAAAAGGAUAAGCACGCCGAGAAUGGCGUGACGGAAUCCGAGAGCGCACCUGCCGACGAGGAGACGAAGUCCGAAAAGAAGAAGAGCAAGAAGAAGAAGAAGCAGGUCGAGACCGAAGAGGCUGCCCCCGAGGAGGCAGAGAAGAAGAAGAAGUCCAAGAAGUCCAAGAAGGAAACCGCGGAACCGGAACCCGAGGCUCACUCGACGCCUGAACCCAAACAGGAUUCUCCCACCGACCCCGAUGCUAUGGACGUCGACUUUGCGAUUCCGGCCAAACCCUCCAAGUCUGCGAUCCACCAACCACCCGACAUCCCCGCGAACCCCCAGUUCCCCUUCUUCACCCAGACCGUCUCUCUCUACGUGCCUCUCUACCCCAUUGGCUGGGCACAGCCCGUCACCAACUGCCAGUACCAGCACCUACGACACUUGCAGAACAAGUACGUGCCGUCGCUCCGAGGCGUCUUGCUGGACUACAGGAAUGUGGCGUUUGGUGAGAAGCCAAGCAGGAAAGGCGCUGCUACGGACGACGAGUCGCCGGCAACGGUCAUGGCUAAGGAUGAGGCUGCUGUUGGUUUCGGCUGGAUCACCGCUGAUGUCGAUCUCUUCGUCCCGAGCCGAGGUGCUUGGAUGGAGGGAAGCGUCAACCUCCAGACCGAAGGACACAUUGGCGUCGUCUGCUUCGGAAAGUUCAACGCCUCAGUCGAGGCCCGAAGACUCCCCCCGUCCUGGAAAUGGGUCCCCAAUGAGUCUCCCGAGGCACAGGGGUUUGAAGAGACUGCCUCCGUCAUCACCUCCGAUGACCACGGCGUUGUUCGACAGAUCCACAGCACCGGCUUCUGGGUCGAUGGCAGUGGCGAGAAGAUCAAGGGCAAGAUCCGCUUCCGAAUACGCAACUUUGACGUCGGAACCAGCGGCGAGACCAGCUACCUCAGCUUGGAGGGAACCAUGCUGGACAAGCCGGGCGAGAAGGCGGUCGUCGCCGAGGAGGCCCAGACGGCAAAGAUGCGCAAGAACACCAAGGGCGGACAGAUGCGACUGAGGAGGCGCGUACCCGAGUUUAGCAUGACUCGGUUCGAUGUCGACGAGGAGCAGACCCAGGAUGACGAGGUGGCCAAGCGGGAGGUGUUGGCGGUGAGCGAGGAUUAA
Molecule: messenger RNA, 1344 nt
Organism: Ilyonectria robusta
Lineage: Eukaryota; Fungi; Ascomycota; Sordariomycetes; Hypocreales; Nectriaceae
Exons: 1
Coding region: 1-1344 (447 amino acids)
Biological process (GO): DNA-templated transcription initiation
Cellular component (GO): RNA polymerase I complex
Source: RefSeq, a predicted model, not a curated record